AUGCAAUGGGAAUGGUCCGAUAACGACGAGUGGCUGUAUGGGCGAAGGUGGCAACCUAUCCGGAGCGGCUGGGGUUGCUUCUCGAGAACUCACUGGGUACCAAUGAACGAAUACUACCGAGCUCGAAAUAGUCGAAGAAUCCGAAUCACCUUCCAAAUGCUGGCAAUAGCCCCUGUUGUUUGGGAACCUCAGAUCCACUAUGUUCUCUUGAACCCAUUGAAUCACUUGCACUUCGGUGGAGGUUGGCACCUCCCACCGUUUGUAUUUCCACACACUGGCGGCGACGGUGACGGGGACGACUGGAGACUUGCAAGACACCGUGAACACAUUGCUCGACUUGAUGGCGAGAUCAGCGAAAUUGCCAACCGGCCUCAAGGUUACUUGGACGAGUUGGCGCGAGGCUGGCAAGUGGGUGGAGCUGCUCUUGAUGACAAUCCUGAUCGAAUGAGAUUAGGGCAGCUUUGGAGAGAGGUUGAUGAGCUCCGACACGAGAGAGACAGGCUUCAGAGACAUGAUAUAGACCAGUGGCGACAGAUAGGUCAAGACCGAGACUGCCGUCGGCAACAUGAACAGCUUCAGAAAUUUGGUAUCGAGUUUAUGCGGCACGAACCACGGACUGCUCAGAGAACCAUGAUAAAGUUGAUACCGACAAUAACCGCUCUAUCCAUGGAACAGGCGGAUAUGUCCGAUGAUUAUGUCUUUUCUUGGUACCCACCAUAG
Messenger RNA from Exophiala aquamarina CBS 119918, 720 nucleotides. RefSeq lists its product as uncharacterized. The transcript is spliced from 2 exons. Bases 1 to 720 code for a protein of 239 amino acids. NCBI's taxonomy places the organism in Eukaryota, Fungi, Ascomycota, Eurotiomycetes, Chaetothyriales, Herpotrichiellaceae. The record is from RefSeq and is a predicted model, not a curated record.